AUGUCGAAUUUGCACGAUUUAUUAGCGCUGAAUACGUUACCGAUCACCGAGAUCUACGUUGACGAGCUCAGAAAGCUUUUGAAGAGUGGUAUCCCCGCCACAUACACUUUAGAACAGGCUGCUUCCCACGAGGCCGGUCGCGAUGAGGACGAAGACACGGGAUCAAACACGACGCCUCUACACAUACUAGUGCGUUCACUGCCAUCAAAAUUGAGCGAGGAUGAGACCAAAGUGGUCCUACAAAUGAUGGAUGUGUUGUUCGAGUACGGUGCCGGUUGGAACUUUUUAGAUUACCAAAACAAGAGCCCAGGUGAUGUGCUAUGGGAAAAGGGUUUCCGCACGGGAAACCCACUCUACGAGCGUAUAGUUGAAGCCGGCGUUUCUGCUGAGCUACUGCUGAGACGUUUGGACGAGAAUAUAGAAUUUCUCUCCGAAGAUGACGAACCAGUGGACGAAGAGGAGAGUGACGCCGGAGAAACGAUCGAUGCCCAGAUCACACAGGCACAAGACGUUGAAGAGGCGCCCAGAGACACUGCAGAGCAUCAAGAUGAGUACCUGAAAGCCAAAUUGGAGUACACUGACAACUCACUUGUGACUCAGGAAAACAGAGACGGGGUAAUGAUGGACUGGGAAACAGACAUCAUGCGUCUAGCACGCGAUUCGCUAUUUAAGUACGCCGGGAAGGAGCCUGUGGUUCUUAACAUCGGUUUUGGUAUGGGUAUUAUUGAUACCCUAAUCCAAGAGCAGAGCCCAUACAAGCACUAUAUCUGCGAAGCCCAUCCAGAUGUGCUGGCUCGUAUGCGUGAGGAUGGCUGGUUCGAGCGCGACAACGUUGUUGUCCUAGAGGGCCGUUGGCAAGAUACGUUGUCUGCUCUUCUAGACGAGGGCACUGUCUUCUUUGAUGCCAUCUACUACGACACGUUUAGCGAGCAUUACUCCGACAUGCUGGAACUCUACGACAACGUGGUAGGACUACUGAAGCCCGAAGGAGUUUUCUCCUUCUUCAACGGUCUCGGAGCCGAUAGACGGGUAUGUUACGACGUUUACAGACGCAUUGUGGACGUAGAUGUCAGGAACUACGGCAUGAAAUGUCAUUUCACAGCCAUCCCACUACCAGAAAAGCCUGAUUGGGAGAAUGUGCGUCGCUCUUACUUUUCAUGCGACACCUACUUUCAUCCGGAGAUACGCUUUGCCUGA
Molecule: messenger RNA, 1197 nt
Organism: Lachancea fermentati
Lineage: Eukaryota; Fungi; Ascomycota; Saccharomycetes; Saccharomycetales; Saccharomycetaceae
Source: the annotation of a GenBank genome assembly